This is a messenger RNA of Papaver somniferum (opium poppy), 2544 nucleotides long. Its product is annotated as O-fucosyltransferase 35-like. Bases 129 to 2042 code for a protein of 637 amino acids. Gene Ontology annotation, cellular component: cytoplasm; Golgi apparatus; chloroplast. Lineage: Eukaryota; Viridiplantae; Streptophyta; Magnoliopsida; Ranunculales; Papaveraceae. The transcript is spliced from 9 exons. The record is from RefSeq and is a predicted model, not a curated record.
UGUAAUAAUAAUCUUUUUCUAUCCCUAUCUCAAUCCCUCUCUCUGUAUAAAUGUAUCAAACAGACACAACCAGUAUUUUCCUUUAAUGGCGAUCUCAAUCUCCUCCACCAAUCAAUACAACCUCUAAUAUGGGUUUCUCAUUUAGUAACAACAACAACAACAACAAAAACAGCAGCAGCAGUGAUGGUGGUGGGGGUGGAAGUGGAGGAAGUGUUUCUCAUCAAAACAGAAUCAAUAGUCCAAGAUUUUCAGGGCCAAUGACUAGAAGAGGAGCUUCAUUUAAAAGAACCCAUCAUGAAAUUGAUCUUCCAAUCAACUCACCAAGAUCUGAUUCCACUAAUACCACUCUUUUGAAUGAUGGGGUGUUAUCAUCACAACUUAACAACACACAGCUCAAUCAUAGAAGUGGUGGUGGUGGUGGGAGUGGUGGUGGUGGUGGGUUGUUUGGGAUUGGGAGUAGAAAUGUUAGCAGAGAAAGGAAGAAACAACUGGGGCAUUUGAUGUUUUUGGUUUUCUGUGGUGUUUGUUUGUUUUUGGGUGUUUUGAAGAUCAUUUUUGCUGCUGGGUUUUUUGGAUCUACUGUGGAUACUUCAUCUUCUUAUCAUCAGGGUCUUUCUGGUACUUUUGCGACUGAUCGAAGAAUUUCAAGUAUUGAUGAACAUGGAAAGGAGCAAAGUGGUAUUGAUGUUGAAAGAACUCUAAUGACUGUAGAGUCUGGAAUACAAGGUCAUGGUCAUGAGAACAGUGUGGUUAUGCAUUCAGGUAUCUGGGCCAGGCCUGAUAGUGAACAUGUUAAACAGUGCAUCAAUCAACCAAAGACUCAGAAAAAGUUGGAAAAAAAGACGAAUGGCUAUAUUCUCAUAAAUGCAAACGGCGGCUUGAACCAGAUGAGAUUUGGGAUAUGCGAUAUGGUCUCUGUUGCUAAGGUUACGAAGGCAACACUAGUUCUCCCUUCGCUUGAUCAUACCUCUUACUGGGCUGAUCAAAGUGGCUUUAAGGAUCUCUUUGAUUGGAAGCAUUUUAUAGAGACUCUAAAAGACGAAAUUCAUAUUGUCGAGAGUCUCCCACCUGAGUUUGCUGGAAUUGAGCCUUUCGCGAAGACCCCAAUAUCUUGGUCCAAGGUCAGUUAUUACAAGUCUGAGGUCCUCCCACUUUUUAAGCACCACAAAGUGGUAUACUUCACCCAUACUGAUUCCAGACUUGCCAACAAUGAGAUACCAAGUUCUAUACAAAAGUUGAGGUGCCGUGUGAACUACAGAGCAUUGAAAUAUUCAGUUCCUAUUGAAGAACUUGGGAACACCUUGGUUUCAAGGAUGCAGCAGAAUGGAAGCCCUUAUAUUGCUCUUCAUUUGAGAUACGAAAAGGAUAUGCUGGCGUUUACGGGCUGUGGUUAUAAUUUAACUGCUGAGGAAGAUGAUGAGUUGCGCAAGAUGCGAUAUGAGGUCAGCCAUUGGAAGGAAAAGGAGAUAGAUGGAGUCGAGCGGAGGACACUUGGGGGAUGUCCCAUGACUCCAAGAGAGACUGCACUUUUGCUUAAAGGAUUAGGUUUCCCUUCUAGCACCAGGAUCUACUUGGUAGCUGGUGAAGCUUAUGGAAAUGGAAGCAUGCAAUAUCUUACAGACGAAUUCCCUAAUAUCUACACACAUUCCACACUUGCUACAGAAGAAGAGCUGAGCCCUUUCAAGAAUCACCAAAACAUGCUUGCAGGGUUGGAUUAUGUUGUUGCCCUCCAGAGUGAUGUAUUUGUUUACACAUACGAUGGAAAUAUGGCCAAGGCUGUUCAAGGCCAUAGACGGUUCGAGGGGUUCAAAAAAACAAUUAGCCCUGAUAGGAUGAAUAUUGUGAAACUUGUUGAUGAACUUGAUGAAGGAACUAUCUCUUGGGAGAAAUUCAGUUCUAAAGUCAAAAAGCUUCACAGAAAUCGAAUUGGAGCUCCAUAUCUGAGAGAACCAGGAGAGUUUCCGAAGCUGGAAGAGAGUUUCUAUGCCAACCCAUUUCCAGGAUGUAUAUGUGAAACAAUACACCACACUACAAGUAAAUGAUAAAUUACAACAUGAUAUUCAAUUUGCUUCAAGCCUUCAACAGUGCCUCACUUUCUCCAAGCUCUAAGGUGAACAAGAACGGUUAAAGAAGCGCAGCUCAGAAUUCGCGCUUACAGGAGGUAACUAACAUCAACCUAAUUUAUUUGAACGGGUCUUUUCCUGAUAGAACAAAACUCUGGUUGAGGUUAUAUGGCAACUUGGUACAUUGUGAAGUGUUGUAGAUAUGAUGUCUAUUAUAAGAGCAAAAACAACAAAUACCUCGGUCUUCUGGAGAUAGGUUUUGGUCUCAACAGAAGAGUCGAUGAAUUACUGCCACUCAGAAGUUUCAUGUUGUACCUACUACACUGAUCCAGGGUUACUCUGUCAACCGCGAUCUGCUUCAGAGAUGCCUUGUAAUACAUUUUUUUAGACAGAGAAGUCUAAUAUCUUCCCACGAUAUAGGGAAUAGCUAAAUGACCUUCAAUUUUCGAAUAUAAUGAAUAUGAGUAGAUUUAUGUUUCCU